This is a messenger RNA of Meleagris gallopavo (turkey), 1068 nucleotides long. The record is from RefSeq and is a predicted model, not a curated record. NCBI's taxonomy places the organism in Eukaryota, Metazoa, Chordata, Aves, Galliformes, Phasianidae.
GUUCAAGACAAAUCGAUGGAUAACUUGAGGACUGUCCCACUUAAUGGUUUUUCACUUCCCAACAGGUACGAAUGGUUAGACCCAAGCAUCAAAAAGACAGAGUGGUCACGAGAAGAAGAAGAGAAGCUGUUGCACCUGGCCAAGCUAAUGCCAACCCAGUGGAGAACCAUCGCCCCCAUUAUUGGGAGAACAGCUGCACAGUGUUUGGAGCACUAUGAGUUUCUUCUGGACAAAGCUGCUCAGAGAGACAACGAGGAGGAAACUGCUGAUGAUCCUCGGAAACUUAAACCUGGAGAAAUUGAUCCAAAUCCAGAAACCAAACCAGCCAGGCCAGAUCCUAUUGAUAUGGAUGAAGAUGAACUUGAAAUGCUCUCUGAAGCUAGAGCUCGUCUGGCUAAUACACAAGGAAAAAAGGCUAAAAGAAAAGCAAGAGAGAAGCAGCUGGAAGAAGCUAGACGGCUUGCUGCCCUCCAGAAAAGACGAGAACUUCGAGCUGCUGGGAUUGAGAUACAGAAAAAAAGGAAAAAGAAAAGGGGUGUGGAUUACAAUGCAGAAAUCCCAUUUGAAAAGAAGCCUGCACCUGGUUUUUAUGAUACAUCAGAGGAAAACUACCAGAUUCUGGAUGCAGAUUUCAGAAAGCUACGUCAGCAGGACCUGGAUGGAGAAUUAAGAUCCGAAAGGGAGGGAAGAGAGCGCAAAAAGGACAAACAACACAUGAAACGGAAAAAAGAAUCAGACUUGCCUUCAGCUAUUCUGCAGACCAGCGGGGUGUCAGAGUUUACAAAAAAAAGAAGUAAACUAGUGCUUCCAGCACCUCAGAUAUCUGAUAUAGAACUUGAAGAAGUUGUUAAAGUAGGCCAGGCAAGUGAAAUUGCACGCCAGACUGCUGAGGAAUCUGGAAUUACAAACUCAGCCUCCAGCACUCUUCUGUCUGAAUAUAGUGUGACCAAUAACAGCAUAGCUCUGAGGACUCCCAAAACUCCGGCAGCACAAGACAGGAUCCUGCAGGUACAGUUUAAAUGCAUGGGUUACACUUUUGCAGUGGUCAGCUGAAAAAAAGGGAAAGUA